AUGUAUCCUGUUGAAAUCAUUGAUGAGGGAGUGGCCCCUCCAGUGGGCGGUGUUACGAUACCAGAGGUUGCUGCAUCCAUCAAAACUGCUUCGGUGAGCAAGGCGUCGCCUGUUGAUAGCACUGUGCUGACCACUUAUCCUGAAGAUUCGUCGCCAAUCCCGUUGAAAUGGGGCGAUUCGUCUCCUGAGUCGAGAGGCCCAAUAGUUGCCUCGAGAUACAGGGAUGGGUUGUCGAAACACAAUGCCAUUGGAGCUCAUUCGGGCUCUUACUGCGUCUAUCAUGCGCUGGCAGUGGGCUCGAACCAGUUGAACCCCGAACAUGUGGCAGACUACACGAACUCGCAGCCAGCCUUUUCCGUUCCCGAGCAAAAGGAAUGGUACAAUGACGAGGACAUCGUUGCGAUGGACGCGUUUGGUCAUCUAGCUCCGCUUUUGUUCGGUGAUACAUCUGUCAGGGAGAACGUCGAGAUCAAACCGACGAUCGCCAUCACCAAGGCUCACAUGCAGCUGUUUGAAAUGAAGGAUGCUGUUGAGAAAGGUCGCUUGCAGGUCGAUGGUGACAUUGUGAUCAAUAGAAACGGUGAUUUGAAUGUCUCCAAAAUUGCCGUCGAACCUGUGUGGUAUCUACCUGGUGUCGCCAAAAGAUUUAAUAUCUCAGAGGAGCAACUAAGAAAAAGCCUGUUUGAGGACACAAACGGUAUGUACCCUGAGUUGAUAACCAGACCAGAUAUCAAGGUUUUCCUGCCACCGAUCGGCGGAUUGACAGUCUACAUCUUCGGCGACCCCCAGUAUGUUUCUGAUCCUUCCAAGACACUAGCUUUGAGAAUUCAUGACGAGUGCAACGGUUCAGAUGUCUUUGGCUCCGAUAUUUGUACUUGCCGCCCAUAUUUGACUUUUGGGAUCGAAGAAGCUGUCAAAGAAGCUCAAACCGGCGGGUCUGGCGUUGUUAUCUACUUCAGGAAGGAAGGUCGUGCCUUAGGAGAGGUCACCAAAUACCUGGUCUACAAUGCCCGUAAGAGAGGUGGUGACACAGCCGCCGAGUAUUUCCGCAGAACUGAGUGUAUCGCGGGCGUUAGGGACAUGAGAUUCCAACAGCUGAUGCCGGACAUCUUAAAAUGGUUAGGAAUCAAAAAAAUUGACAGAAUGUUGAGCAUGUCGAACAUGAAGCACGACGCAAUUGUGGAGCAAGGAAUUCCAAUCUUGCAGCGUAUCCCUAUUCCUGAUGAACUGAUUCCACCAGACUCCAGAGUUGAAAUUGACGCUAAGAUCAACUCUGGAUAUUUUACAAACGGCAAAAUACUGACACUGGAAGAGCUUAAAGACGUCAAAGGCAGAGAAUGGCACGACGUUGAGUAG
Torulaspora globosa is the source of this 1356-nucleotide messenger RNA. RefSeq lists its product as uncharacterized. The coding region runs from base 1 to 1356 and encodes 451 amino acids. The transcript has a single exon. The record is from RefSeq and is a predicted model, not a curated record. Gene Ontology annotation, biological process: riboflavin biosynthetic process. Gene Ontology annotation, molecular function: GTP cyclohydrolase II activity. NCBI's taxonomy places the organism in Eukaryota, Fungi, Ascomycota, Saccharomycetes, Saccharomycetales, Saccharomycetaceae.